Messenger RNA from Saprolegnia parasitica CBS 223.65, 551 nucleotides. RefSeq lists its product as hypothetical. The transcript has a single exon. Bases 6 to 497 code for a protein of 163 amino acids. The record is from RefSeq and is a predicted model, not a curated record. NCBI's taxonomy places the organism in Eukaryota, Oomycota, Saprolegniomycetes, Saprolegniales, Saprolegniaceae.
AGAAGAUGCUCGACAUCGUAGAGAUCCCAACAAAAGCGCUCUUCCUUGAGCGCACGCGCUGCUUGAAGCGGACGCCAAUGCCAGCAACAGCGUCAACAACCAAAAAGACCACGUGGUACUUCCUUUUGGUCGACGACGACAUCGAUCGCGCGGUGGCCGCCGCCGUCUUGUCGACGACCCACGGCCUCUUCCUCGGACCUUCCAUGACGAGCAACGGCGCGAUUGCGCUAGGACAGUACGUGGCGCUGCACCAAAUCGCGUCGUUCCCGUCACUCCACGGGGAUCCAAGCUGCAUGGUCGCCUUUGCCAGCGGCUACUCACGGUCGCUUGGCCAUGUGACGUCGCUCAACACCCCGCAGUGGCUGGACAGGCUGUACUUCAACAUCGAACUCAAGAUCGACGGCGACUCGCUUUGGAGCCUUGACACAGGCAAGAACCACAACCGCUCGACGACCUUGUGCCGUGCCGAGAGCGAAGGCGCCACGAUGCACCGAUGAUUCAUGUAUAUUUACCUUUUCAAAAUGCAGCAUGUUGUGGUUAGUGCACACGAC